GCAGCAUUCAGAGAACAGUUAACAUUCCCCAACCGUCUACAUCAAACAAAAUGGCAGAUUACACUCUCUAUACCUACUUCAGGUCAUCCUGUUCCGCUCGCCUCCGCAUCGCCAUGAAUCUAAAAUCGAUCCCGUACGAGAUGGUACCUGUCAACAUCCUCAAGAAUGAGCAGCUGUCCGAGGAGCACAAGACUCUCAACCCGUCUGCAUCCGUUCCGGUCCUCAUAUGCCGCCAAUCGCAGGGCAACGCCUUCAAGAUCGGACAGUCGGUGGCCGCACUCGAGUACCUGGAGGAGCGACACCCGGAGACGCCCCUGCUUCCCUCUGACCUGGAGGCACGAUCUCUGGUACGCACACUGGUUGCAAUUGUAUGCUCGGAUAUCCAGCCGGUGACCAACCUUCGAAUCAUGCGCCGUGUGAGGGAACUGGGAGGAAACGCUGAGGAGUGGAACCGCGAGCUGAUGACGAACGGCUUACGGGCUUACGAAACCGUCGCUGAAAGGUCUGCGGGGAAAUAUUCUGUCGCAGAUGAGGUUUCUAUGGCGGAUGCGUGUCUCAUGCCUGCAGUUUGGAAUGCCGAAAGGUUUGGCGUCGACAUUUCGCAGUUCCCGGCGGUGGAGCGGAUUGCUGCGAACUUGAAGCAGCAUCCAGCAGUGAUUCGAGCUUCCUACUUCACUCAACCGGACACGCCAGAGGAGUUGAGGACGAAGUAGCUUGAAGAUCAAAUCAGUAGCAUGCAGAAUUCAAAACAAGAAUAAGAUUAGUAAAUCAGUG
Ilyonectria robusta is the source of this 774-nucleotide messenger RNA. RefSeq names its product maleylacetoacetate isomerase. The coding region runs from base 51 to 713 and encodes 220 amino acids. Gene Ontology annotation, biological process: L-phenylalanine catabolic process; glutathione metabolic process. The record is from RefSeq and is a predicted model, not a curated record. Gene Ontology annotation, cellular component: mitochondrion; cytoplasm. Gene Ontology annotation, molecular function: glutathione transferase activity; maleylacetoacetate isomerase activity. NCBI's taxonomy places the organism in Eukaryota, Fungi, Ascomycota, Sordariomycetes, Hypocreales, Nectriaceae. The transcript has a single exon.